AUGCGCAAGGUUGCCAAACAUAUGAAAAUUCUAACUUUCGAGAUUCAGCAGUAUCUAUACAUGAUACGAGAGACUCCAUUGGGUCAGCUGCCGGUAUUAGAGAUUGAUGGCAAGCAGUACGCGCAGAGUUUGGCCAUCGGCCGCUACCUCGGCCGUAAGUACGGGCUCUCAGGCGCCGAUAUCGAGGAGGACUUCGAGAUCGACCAGAACGUAGACUUUGUCAACGAUAUUAGAGCCAAUACUAAUAUCAAGCACGGUCUUGCGGGCGCCGACAUCGAGGAGGACUUCCAGAUCGACCAGAACUUAGAAUUCGUCAACGACAUUAGAGCCAGAGAUACCUGUGUAUCAUUCUCUUUAGCAAUGGACUCGCAUAAAAACCCUAGCUUAAAACGAAUAGAUACCAAGUACGGGCUCGCGGGCAUCGAUAUCGAGGAAGAUUUCCAGAUCGACCAGAACGUAGACUUGGUCAUCAUAAUGUCCAGUGGCAGUGGCACAGGCAGUGCCGUCUUUGAUCUAUUGGAGGCCCUGGGCAUAUUAGGAUAUCGAGGAAGAUUUCCAGAUCGACCAGAACGUAGACUUCGAUUUCGGGCCGCACUGGUUCAUUAUGAAACCGACGAAGUGCUCAAAGAGAAGAAGCACGAAGAUUUCUCCAAGAACAUGUACCCAGCGAUGCUGAAGAAACUGAACGAAAUCAUCACCAAGAACAACGGACACCUCGCCGCUGGAAAGUUGACUUGGGGCGAUUUCGUGCUGGCGGGAAUGUUCGACUACCUGAAGACGAUGUUGCGACAGCCGCAGCUCGAGCAGCAGUACCCCAGCUUCAAGAAGCUCGUCGACGGGGUGUACGCACUCCCGCAGCUCGCCAAAUACCUUGCACAAGCGCCUAAGACCGAAAUAUAA
Messenger RNA from Chilo suppressalis (striped riceborer), 900 nucleotides. The record is from the annotation of a GenBank genome assembly. NCBI's taxonomy places the organism in Eukaryota, Metazoa, Arthropoda, Insecta, Lepidoptera, Crambidae.